Molecule: messenger RNA, 3593 nt
Organism: Rhincodon typus (whale shark)
Lineage: Eukaryota; Metazoa; Chordata; Chondrichthyes; Orectolobiformes; Rhincodontidae
Gene: wipf3
Product: WAS/WASL interacting protein family member 3
Exons: 8
Coding region: 158-1705 (515 amino acids)
Molecular function (GO): actin binding
Source: RefSeq, a predicted model, not a curated record
GUGGAGCUGGAAGGAACUGGUUCAGCUUCUGAGAGCAGCUCGAGUAAGUUGGUGUUGUUAAAGCGGCCGGCCUUAUUGCCACCUGCCAGAAGCAGAGCAAAGGUAUAUAUGUCGGGACGGCAGGCGGAGUGAAAGCCUUUCUCUGGUCGGUAAAGUAAUGCCAGUGCCACCGUCACCGCCACCACCACCAGCACUUUCUGCUCCUCCUCCACCAGGAGCUCCGCCACUGCCUUCUGCACAUGUGGAACAUCCCAAACAAAACACAAAUGAGCUAAAAGGACGGAGUGCUUUGCUAGGUGAUAUCCACAAAGGAGUACGGUUGAAAAGGGUGACACAAAUCAAUGACAGAAGUGCCCCAAACAUUGACAAACCCAAGAAUGGAUGUGGUGCAGGAGCUGUGGGUGGAACAUCAACACCAACUGCAGUGGGUGGCAGCUUGUUUCAGGGAGGAUUUCCUGUUCUCAGACCUGCUGGACAGCGAGAUGCUUCAGAAAGAGGUUCCAAACCAGCUGUUCAACCUUUUGGUAUGAAAGUACAAACAUCAAGACACCCAGUCCAGAAUGACAGCGCCAGAAACGAUAAAAAUGCAUUGAAACAACCUGAACGUCCAGAAGCCUUUGACUUACCUAAAGUGCAAAAGACAGUUCAAGGUCAUCAUAAUGUGUCUGCCCUCACACUCCCUUUAAGUCAGAAUAAAUCUCUGUCAACAUGUCCCUAUUCUACAUCCUCAUCUUUCAAUAAUAAAUCUACAAAAACAGUGACAACAAUUCAAUCACCUUCACCUCCAGUUGCGCCUUCACUUCCUCCCCCUCCCCCGCCUCCUCCUCCACCAAUACUUGCAAAUGUUAAACCAUUUAAAUUUCAAUAUACACAACCACCACCAUCGCCUCCACCACCUCCACCGCCACCUUCUCCACCACCUUCCGAUAAUUUCCAAGACCAAGCUUCAGAUUUUACAUUCCCAGCACCACCUCCACCUUCUUUACUUUGUAUUGAAGACUGUACAGAUUUUCCUCUGCCUCCUCCCCCUCCACCCCCAUUACAUCCAGGCCCUGCCUGUACUCCUUAUAAUAAAACUGAAAAUAAUCUACCACCACCUCCAGCCCCUUUGUUGAAUAGUAUCGAAGUUCCUCCAGCCUUGCCACCAAAACUACCCAGCUUUUCCAACAAACCAAGUUUGUCCUCAAUACCUCUGCUGCCUCCUCCUCCACCACCUCCUCUUCCUCCUCCUCCACCACCACCACCCCCAUUUCCUGCCUACGGUCAUCCUGGUUCCAGUUUAUCAUCUGGGCAAAUGUCACAUGGAACCCAGCUGGCUGGAAGGGAAGGUCCAGGGAGAUCUGGAGUGCACAGCAGUGGUGGAAAACUAGCACUACCUCCACUGCCACCAGUUAGAUCAUCCAGUACGGAACUUACAAGCAGAAACCAGCAUACACCCAGCCCAAUCUGGACAUCUCUGUACUCUGUUCCUCCCCCACCCCCACCGCCACCACCAGUACCACCACCGCCUUUACCACUUAAAGUUCGACAAGGAAUUUCUAUUACACAAUCACCAGUCUGUGAUGACUUUGAGUCCAAGUAUAAUUUCCAUUCAGUUGAAGACCUUCCACCUCCAGAUGAGUAUAAAUCAUUUCCCAGGAUAUAUCCCAGCAAGCAACCAAGAGUUAGCCACAAAAAUCAUCGGGCUACAACACCAUUAAGAUGAGUUGUUAAUUUCGUUGCUUGUGGUUGAGGGUCCGCUUUACCAUCCGUUUGAAGACAGCUUGUGACAUCACAGAAGAAAGAUGUUUCUGCCUUGAAUUUAUUAAAUAAGCUAGUCCUAAUUAGUAAAAUGAAAAUAGUUUUCUUCACGUACUUGAAGAAACUUGCGUUCCUUUGUAAUUAAUACAGUAACAGAAAUUGUUCCUUUGUUGAUUACAUUUAAUUAACUUGUAACAAAAUGGCUAAUACUAUUAUAAAUUAGGUAAUUCAAAAACAUCACGAUAUAAAUAUGCAUUUCCAUUUAAAAAAAAAUUUAGAAGUGCUGUCUGGACCGAGUAAGGAUUAUUUUAGAUUGCUAUAUCAGAAGUGUAUAUUAACCUUUUGGCUAAAUAGACUAUCAGGAAAUCUGAAUAAUUUGAAUUCAGGGGAAUUAUUUGUGGAAAAUAUUAAACAUUACUACAGAUCAUAAAUAUUUUACUUCUGUUACAACUUACUGUUUUCUUGUUAGUAAUGUUUAAGUGGAGCUUUCAAGUGUUUUAUUUAUUUCAGGCACUGCCUCCCGAUUUAGUUUUGCUUAUCUUUAUUUUUUAGGCAAUUAGGAUUUAAUUUAAAUUUAUAUUUUCCUUUAAGGGGCUUUUACCAAAAAAAUACCAAAACAUGUUUUGGUUGUUGGUAUAUUCAGUAGUAUUCCCUGCAGGCAAUAUUAUUACACGUGGUUAAAUACAAAGAUUUUAUAGAUGCCCACCUGGUUGGAUUUUGAUCUGUUAAAAGGUAAACAAAAUUUAUUUCAGCUACUGAGUUUACCCAAUCAUUCCAAUUUCAGUUUGCUAUCUUAAAGAAAUACUCUUCCAGCAUUAGUUAUAACUUAGUAAUAUUUAACAAAACACUUAAGAUGUUACAAUCAAUUGUAUGAAUGCUUAGUUUAUCUCUGGUUUUUGUAAGUUAAUGUAUUUCUUGCAGUAUUAAAUGCAAGAUGCUAAAGCCUGAUAAAUCUUUCUCAUGUAGUUACAUCCUCAAAUGUAUGUAAUUGUAAUUAGUUUCCCAAGCCUGGUUUCAUUUUACUGAAUUAGUUACAAAUGUAGUUUAGUGGGUACAUUGUUGUGAAAAUCCUGAAGUUGUGUUCUAUCACUUACUGUUCCUCCACAGGCUGCACUGUGCAUGAAACCUCUCUUGCUUUCCAGUGGGAAAAGCAGAUGGUGUGGCAAGAACUUGCCCUUUUCUGCUUUUACACUGUCAUUAGAAACUCCAUAGAAAAUCUCUUUGUUCAAUCAGGUUAACUUUUUUUUUUGAAAUGGGGGUCUAAGCAAUAACUAUUGCUGUACAACAGAUCCAGCCCUGAAACUAAAAUUAACAGAUGUUAUAAUGUGCCUUUGUUAUGAUUAAUUGCUAGAUUUUUUAAAACUAGGCUUUCUUCUUGAAGUUUUGCAUGAUAUUUCAGUUUCUCCCUGCAUUACAUUUUUUUAUGAAGCAGUUGUGUCUUUUUUUCCCUGGUUAGCGGUCAGUGAGAAUUCGUCAAUGUGAUUAAUUGUUUGGGUAACUCGAUAAAUUCAUUGAAGAUCAAUGGUGUGUAUCCCUGGUGAAGAUUGCUAUUAUCCACUGAAUUGUGAGACAAGGUAAAAGAUCUUAGCGCAGAGAUGAUAAGACCUCCCCGUCAGGUUUAUUUGAAGUCAGCAGUGAACAGUCUUAUUUUUCUGCUCAAUGUAAAAUCUAGCCAAUAUUUCUUUACAUCACUUGGGCAAUGUUUAAAGUCUAUUCUUUAAAGAUUAAAUAUAGAAAGUAAUUAGUAGGGAAAAAAAUUGAACUAGAGAUAUUCUAGACACCUAAAUGGAGAAUAUUUUAUCCUUUGUACACUGCAGCGAAUUUCUAUCAGAGAGAAAAAAAAUUACAGGAUU